Molecule: messenger RNA, 835 nt
Organism: Mercurialis annua (annual mercury)
Lineage: Eukaryota; Viridiplantae; Streptophyta; Magnoliopsida; Malpighiales; Euphorbiaceae
Product: 21 kDa protein-like
Exons: 1
Coding region: 100-657 (185 amino acids)
Biological process (GO): negative regulation of catalytic activity
Molecular function (GO): enzyme inhibitor activity
Source: RefSeq, a predicted model, not a curated record
AUCACUUCUAUGUAUCUUAUAAAUCAUUUGCUCUCCUACCUACAUCUAGCUACCUUGCAAUUCUUACAUUACUACAUCAAUCCUUAAAAUCCUACAAAAAUGCAUACACCAAUAAUCAAUCACAUUAUUCUACUUCUACCAUUCCUUUUCAUUACAAACACUUGUUUUUCUGCAAGUGAUGAUUUCAUAAAAACAUCAUGUGGAGUUACAAGGUACCCUGAAUUAUGUUACCAAACCCUAUCAUCUUAUGCCAAUACCAUUCAAGAUGACCCUCUACAAUUAGCCAAUGCAGCUCUAAAUGUAACCCUAAAAAGUGCCAAGUCAACUUCAGAAAAUGUACUAAAGAUGCUGAAGGCCCAUAACAUGCCUAAAGAAGCUGGCGCCAUUAAAGACUGUGUGCAGAAUAUGAAGGACUCGGUUGAUGAGCUUCAGGAAUCUUUGAUGAUGAUGAGGGAUUUGGAUGGCCCUGAUUUUGAGAUGAAAAUGAGUAAUAUUCAGACUUGGGUUAGUGCUGCUUUGACUGAUGAGGACACGUGUAUGGAUGGAUUUCAAGGGAGUGGUGUGAAUGGUAAGGUUAGGGAUACUAUUAGGAAGUUUAUUGAAAAAGUUGCUCAGUUAACUAGUAAUGCUUUAGCUCUUAUAAAUAAGAUAGCUUAAUUAGCUUGUUCCGAUUAGGGAUAAUUAAUUAGUUAUGUAUAAUUAGAUGAGUGCAUUUUAUUAAUUCAGUUCUAAUUCCAUUUUUUCCAUCGGAAAAUAAUGUCUGUUUUAACUAAUUAGCAUGUAUAUGUACAUCUUGUAAGUUUUCAGCUUGACUAUAUAUGUUAUAUGUUAUAUA